Messenger RNA from Parascedosporium putredinis, 714 nucleotides. The record is from the annotation of a GenBank genome assembly. Lineage: Eukaryota; Fungi; Ascomycota; Sordariomycetes; Microascales; Microascaceae.
AUGUGGGAUCGCCUCAUCUCUUGGACAGUCAACUUUUGGCUCGGCUCCACCGCACUCGUCGUCUUUUUCCUCCUACCUCUCCCUGUUGGUUGCGUCGAGCUAUGGCGUCGUCGUGUCCUUUCUUUCCGCCUCCUCGGCCUCGCGGGCAGCGCCCAGUGGGCCGUCGGUCGCAUGCUCAAGUUCCUCAUGUACUGGACCACAGGCGUCGUCUUCGUGACCGUCGAUCCUCAUGGGAUCCUGAACAGCGUGCGUCCGGCCGUGCUCGUGGGCAACCACCAGACGGAGCUCGACGUCUUGAUGCUCGGCAUCUUUAUUGAUCGAGGAAAUGCAAAGGACGCGAGGCAAGCUCUAAAGGGCGCAGGAGAGGAGAUUGCUCGAAGGAACCAGAGUGUCUAUGUCUUCCCCGAGGGCACCCGAAGCUAUAGCGACGAGCCCAUUCUCAUGCCCUUCAAGAAGGGUGCUUUCCACCUCGCCAUCGAGGCGGGCGCUCCCAUUGUGCCCUGCGUUGUCGCCAACUACAGCCACGUCUUCAACAUCAAGGCCCGAGUAUUCAACUCCGGCACCAUUCCCGUUAAAGUCUUGGCUCCUAUUCCGACUAAGGGGCUUACUUCUGCUGAUGUCGACAAGCUCAUGAGUGAAACCCGCGAGAAGAUGCUCCAGGAGCUCAUUACUCUCACCGCCGAGGCUCGGGGUACCGUUCCUGCUUCUAAAUGA